Aedes albopictus (Asian tiger mosquito) is the source of this 2682-nucleotide messenger RNA. RefSeq names its product zinc finger CCHC domain-containing protein 8 homolog. Gene Ontology annotation, molecular function: RNA binding. NCBI's taxonomy places the organism in Eukaryota, Metazoa, Arthropoda, Insecta, Diptera, Culicidae. The transcript is spliced from 3 exons. Gene Ontology annotation, cellular component: catalytic step 2 spliceosome. The record is from RefSeq and is a predicted model, not a curated record. The coding region runs from base 194 to 2461 and encodes 755 amino acids.
CUGUCAAAACAAAAAAAGCCACCAUCCAUCCGAUGAGCGCGUAGAAAGUAUCGUGUUUUAGCAAACUAGAUUGUGGUCUAUUUUCCUAGAUUUUUUGGCUGGAGAUCCACUUAUCCUAUUUAGAAAGUGCAAGUGCUAAAGUUCCAUUACCGCGGGAACAACUCACCUAAAGGUUCCAUUCAGAGAACACACAAUGGGAACGAAACGCAAGGCCGUAGAUGAGAUCCUUGAGAUUCCCAGUGACGACGACGAUGGCAACGAUAGCGACGUCCAGAUUCAGGAGAAGCCCAUACCUAUCGUCACCGUCGACGACGAUGAAGAUUCUCCGAAGCAACCGACCAUUUCACAUUCCACUCCGGUGCGACCGUCCCCGGAUGGCGAAGAACAAGCGCCCCGUAUAAAAACUCUCGAGACGCCUCCGGCUCCCAACGUUAGCUCCUCCAGUGUGGAAACGAAGGAACAGCAAGCCAUGCCGCCAGUAGAUGAAAAAAUGACUUCCGAUAAUGUGCUGUUGAGUAUGAAGUUCCGGAACCAGGAGCUGUUCCAACUGUUCAAGGGUUCACUUUCGGAGUACCUCAAGACGACGUUCCAGCUGAAGAUGGGCGGAGAGGAAGUGGACAUCGUUCAGCAGGCGGAACAGUUUUCCAUCCAGGUACUGUCGAAAACCUACUGCCAGGAAUCCGACCCGGUGAAAGCCGCUUCUGCGGAGUGCAUUACACCGGUGCAGAGCAAAGCCGCCCUCCCGGUCGCCGACAAGCAGGACACUCCAAAGGCAAACACCGAAGGUGACACCGCCGGAAUGUUCGUCAUAGACUCAACCCCUGCCAAAACGGCCAAGGGUGGUCCAAUCAUUCCGAGCUACAAAAAAGCACUGCAGAAGGUCCUGGACAACUCUCCGUCGGCGGCGGCGUCCGGCGAUAGUGCCACCAAGAAGCCCAAACCGAAGCAGAACUGUUGGAACUGCGACGGGGACCACGGAUUGAAGGACUGCAAAGAGCCGCGGAAUUUCGCCAAGAUUGACAAAAUGAAACAGGCUUUCAUGAAGACCAAGGACCGGUACCAUGUGGAUUUGGAGCAGAAGUAUGGCCACAUUGUUCCCGGCAGGCUGACCCACGAACUGCGCCAGGCUCUCGGAUUGAGAAAGCGGGAUCUCCCAGUGCACAUCUACCGCAUGCGGUUGUUUGGAUAUCCUCCCGGUUGGUUAGAAGACGCCAAAAUUACCCAUUCCGGAUUGCAGUUAUUCAAUUCCAACGGUGAUCCGGUACAGGACUCGGAUGAAAGUGAUGGAGAAGUUGACACGGUCAAACCCACCAAGUACGAUGUGCGGAAGAUAAUCAGCUUCCCAGGUUUUAACGUUGAUGCCGGUGAUGAAUAUAUCGACAACUCAAAGUUCUACGGUGUCCCGCCACGGAUGGGCCACCAAAGCCGAGACGAAAUGAUCCGGAAUCUGGAGGGAACGCUCGUCCAGGGAUAUCGACGGAAGAAACUUCGACUGGAGAGCACGGCACAAGUCGACCUCGAUCGUGAUCCAGCGGAUAUGGAUCUGGACAAUCCGGAUGAAAGUUACGUUACCCUGGAUUCGGUGGGUGAUUGCGACAGGCUGGAAUGCCUCGUCACGGGAAGUCAGUCCAGCUCACUGCCGUCGUUCAAUGGAAGUAUUGCCGGUCAACGGAAUCCACCGAAGAUGGCGGAGGACGAACCGGAAGAAGGCGAAGUGGAUGAGGAGGAAGAGCAGAUGCAUCCUCGGAAUAAGCGAGAGCAAUACAAAACGGUGGAGAACGGAGAGGACGAAAGUGCAAAGGAUGAUAGCUUGAUCCUGGUGGAAGAGGAGACGGAAGUUAUUUGUUUGGAUGACACUCGUGCAGAUUCGCCAUCUUUGGACGACCUGCGAAGAAAGCAGGAAGAGCUUUUAACACAGCUGGAAGCGCAGAGCCCCCGCGUCAACAAUGCUCCAGACGUAUCAAAUGAAGAUUCUCUCCUCGAGGACGUUUUGGAGGCUGAAAAGCUAGCGGAGGAACAAGAAUCAAACGAAGUCACAUCACAAUCACCUGCCAAUCCCAGAUUGAUACCAUCGCGGCGCAUGUUUGCGAUAGGUCUGAUGGGCCCUCCUCCCCUUCCGGCAGCGCCACCCCCACCUUCAGAAUCAGCGAAUGCCGACCGUCCACCGGAACCCGAAUUUCUCAAUUUGGAUGAAAUCAAGAUGACAAAAACCCCAUUCAUUGACGAUCCCGCCUCGAUGGGGCUGAAGAAGAUGUCCCUGGGGACGCCCAUCCUGACGCCGUUCACCCCCUUCAACACGCUGCCCUGCGGAGAGGCUUUCUCCAAAGGCGUCAGUGAUGUGAUUAAUUUUGAAAAUCUGCCCAACUCCACCGGUAAGUACGAACGGAUGAAAUCGCUCCUGUCGAAGGUACGUAACGUCAUUACGGCUCACAAUGGCGAAAUGGACGAAGAUAGUAGAUAGCCGGAGGAUGACCGCGGCGGAAUGAGUGAAGAAGGUGAAAUUGAGUGAAUGCGUGAUUUUCUUUUUUUAGAAAUAAACAGAGAUUAGCAUGAUUGAAUAAAUGUAAGUCCGCAAUGAGAAAAAAAUGAUUUGAAUCAACUAUUGUACUUUGAACCUUUAAAUAAUAUAAUAUAAUAAAAACAGAAAUAAAAUGUACAAUUUUAUGACGGUUUGAACAUGGA